Molecule: messenger RNA, 576 nt
Organism: Closterium sp. Naga37s-1
Lineage: Eukaryota; Viridiplantae; Streptophyta; Zygnematophyceae; Desmidiales; Closteriaceae
Source: the annotation of a GenBank genome assembly
AUGCUUAACUUGGCUAUACUUCACAUCCUUCGAUUUCUGUGCUCCUCAUCCCAGGCCAUUGACUGCAGUCGUCCUUUGCCUCGUAACAUGGUGCUUCAGCUGGGGAUUUCUCCCCUAAUUCCCUGCACCGCAUUCUUCUACACCAUCAGUAGCGACACAUGCUGGUCCAUCAGUGCACAGCUGGGCCUCGCCAGCAGCAACCUCACUGCUCUCAAUCCCGGCCUCGACUGCUCUGAGCCCAUCAAGGCGGGCCGCUCUCUGUGCGUCGAGCGCAACGCCACCUUCGCUUUCACCAUCCCUCAGUGCUCGCGAUAUGGCGUGCUCACACCACAGGACACGUGCGAGCGCCUGCUGCGGCAGGCGGCGGGGAGUGAGGGUGACCCCUCAGGGGCUGGGGAGGUGAAUGCCAUGCGCUGGGCUGAGUUGUACCGCAACAAUCCUGGCCUCAUCUGCUCCGAUGUGAUCCCAAUUACCGCCUCUGCUGUUGGCAGCAACACUGGCGUGCAGGUGAGUGGUGGAGGGGAGGAUGGACAAGGAAGGAGGGAAAUCUGGAAGAAAGGGGUGUUUGAUGGGUGA